UAUAAAUAACUUGAAUUAUGAACCGUGACACUAGGUAUAAAUUGCAUGGACAAUUACCAUGUGGAUAGGUCUGUGCUGACAAAUACUCGAUUGAAAACAGUGAAUUAACGUAUACUAGGAGAAAUAAACAGUGCGUAACCAGCUAAUACUCGUCAUCAGAAAUUGUUCAAAUAGCAAUUCAUAUGCAAAUAAUGAAGGCAUUGGUGUUAUUUGUGCUUGUGUGUGUCGGACACUGCUCAGCUAAACAUGUGGCUGAGAACGAUAAGCGCGCAGAAAGCGAGGAGUUCAAUACCAAUAAAAUACAACUGGGGAGCGAAGAGGUGUUGAUAGUCACAGCUGCGGAUGGAGAAAAUCUGGCAACCAUUGAUGUCUUUGAGGAGGGAUAUGAAAUCACGCUAACUCCAGAUGGCUCCAAAUGUCUCCUAAGCCAGGUUCGGGACAACAGUUCGUGUUUCGAUGAGGUUCCAUUCGAUGAGGAUACGCUUGAGGACAAUGAGGCGAUGUCUGCGCGUAUUGCUGACCUUUGCAAGGACAGAGAGAUCGUGACCUUGAAGCCAGUGGAUUGCGACGCCAAUGAUGGUCUCAAUGGAGACAAACGCUUUGGAAAAAGAGGUUGGUGCACGUAUUACUCCUAUCACCAGGUUUGCCGGUAUGAUUGGUGGUACAACUCUUGCAGCGUGCAAUCUUGCUACGUUAGUUACUACUGUUAAUCCACAACCUCGGACAACUGAUACCAGGAUACAAAUAUAAUCCAUUUAUUUGCUUAAUAACACAAUUUCUGAACGAUUUAAAAUAGUUUUAAUUCUAUAUUUAUGCCUGUAGUGCGUAUAAUUUAUAAUAAUUAUACUAUAGCGUGGUUUUCACAUUUCUGUUGAUUGUUUUCUGACAUUAUAAUGAUAUUUUCUACUCACUAUUUGACGUGGACACAAUACUUGAUUCAUAAGGACUUUGCUUUAUCUUCGUUUCCUACAAACCACAUAAAUUCCACAAUUGUAUUAUAUAAAUAUAAACACUAUUUCACUUUUUUUGUUCUGAAUGAGCUGUUUGUCGAUAUAAAAUCCUAUGGCAAUAAAUUCGCAAUAAACUGCUUUGAACUGU
This is a messenger RNA of Dreissena polymorpha, 1098 nucleotides long. RefSeq lists its product as uncharacterized. The coding region runs from base 183 to 710 and encodes 175 amino acids. The transcript is spliced from 6 exons. The record is from RefSeq and is a predicted model, not a curated record. Lineage: Eukaryota; Metazoa; Mollusca; Bivalvia; Myida; Dreissenidae.